Molecule: messenger RNA, 2028 nt
Organism: Dujonia railenensis
Lineage: Eukaryota; Fungi; Ascomycota; Pichiomycetes; Serinales; Debaryomycetaceae
Source: the annotation of a GenBank genome assembly
AUGUUUGAAGCUAGACAUGAGAAAACCCAGCAAAACAAUCACGACAGGUCGGCUAGCGUAGAAGACACUAAUUCGACAGUUGAACCAUAUAUUCUGAAUCCAUACACUGAAAGUGAAUCAGGAUCAAGCUUCUCAGGCGAAUAUGAAGAGGACCUUGUAGAGAAGAACCCCUUCAAAAGAUUUUAUAAUUCUUUCAAACCUUAUGAUUAUACAAACCUCCCAGUCGAAUAUUUCACCCACAAUGAAGAGAUCUUAAUUAACGCCCAAUCUCAGUCACCGCAAUCUCCACUUUUACAAGCAGCCAUUAGUUCACCUACAGGGAGGCAACCAGCUGAAUUACAUCCAAGUCACCCACAUUUUGAUUAUAGUAGACUCACUGAGUUGGAAAGAGCCGCAAUCGUGACAUCUACUUCUCCUUUAUCGAAGUCUUUAAAGAGUAGACAUCUCCAAAUGAUCGCUAUCGGUGGUGCUAUCGGAACCGGUUUAUUUAUCAGUUCGGGUGAGUCCUUGGCUUCGGCUGGUCCAUUGGGACUUCUCUUGGUGUGGUUAUUUAUGUCACUGGUGAUAUAUGUGACUAUGUCUUCAUUGGCAGAAUUGUCCGUUGCCUUUCCCGUUUCUGGAGCAUUUAUCACCUUUAACACGUUGUUUAUUGAUCAAUCAUGGGGAUUUGCCAUGGCUUGGAAUUAUGCCUUGCAGUGGCUAGUAACUAUGCCUUUGGAAUUGAUAGCAGCCAGUAUAACAAUUCAAUACUGGAACACUUCAGUGAAUCCCACAGUAUUCGUUGCUGUUUUCUAUGUUGUUAUUUGUGGGAUUAAUUUAUUUGGUGUUAAAGGUUAUGGGGAAGCAGAGUAUAUUUUCAGUAUCAUGAAGGUUUGUGCAGUCAUUGGGUUCAUUAUUUUAUCAAUUAUUAUAGUCUCAGGUGGAGCCCCUCCUGAACAUAGAUAUAUCGGUGGAACCUAUUGGCAUAAACCAGAGGGUGGAUUAUUUAAUGAACACUCACCUUUUAAAAAUAUCUGUUCAAUCUUGUUCAGUGCUGCUUUUGCCUAUUCGGGAGUUGAGUUGUUUGCAUUAGCUUCUUGUGAAACAGUCAACCCUAAGAAAUCUAUUCCCAAAGCAAUUAAGCAGGUGUUUUGGAGAAUCUUAUUAUUUUACAUCUUAUCUAUUAUAAUGAUUUCAUUAUUGGUGAGUUACAAAGAUGAAAGGUUAUUGGGAAGUGGUGUUUCUGGAACUGAAGGGCAAAACAAUGUAGGUGUUAACAUUAAUACUUCACCUUUCGUUUUGGCAAUAGAAGAUGCUAAGAUCAAGGCAUUACCAUCAAUUAUGAAUGUCGUUAUCAUUAUCACUGUGUUAUCUGUUGGAAACGCUUCGGUCUAUGGUAGCUCUAGAACACUUGCAGCACUUGGUGCAUUGAAACAAGGUCCCCAGAUAUUGAAUUAUAUUGACCGUAGUGGUAGACCUAUCGUUGCGUUAUUGGUCCAGUUUGUAUUUGGGCUCUUGUGUUUCCUUGUUGGUAUUCCUGGUCAAGCUAAGACGAUCGAAGUAUUUGACUGGCUCUUAGCCUUGAGUGGAUGCUGUUCUAUAUUCACGUGGUGGUCAAUUUGUUUAUGUCAUCUCCGAUUUAGGCGAGCUUUGUCUAAAAGAGCGAGAGAGGCUAAGGAUGAAUUGGUCUACACCAGUAAUAUUUUCAAUUCAUGGUACGGACUUGUUAUGCUUAUAUUAGUGUUAGCGGCUCAGUUCUGGGCUGCUUUAUUCCCAACGGGCAACGGUGGGAAGGCAGAUGUAUCUAAUUUCUUCCAAACUUGGUUAGGUGCGUGUGUUGUGUUUGUAUCAUAUGUUGGCCAUAAGCUAUACGUUUUUACUUUCCACGGUGUUCCUUUGAACAAGUUAUGGUUGACUGCCGACGAAAUCGAUGUGGAUACCGGAAGAAGGGACAUCGAUUUGGAGCUAGUGAAGCAAGAGUUGGCGGAAGACAGAGAGAAACAGUUACAGAGGCACUGGAUUUUUAGAAUAUACAGGAUAUUCUGCUAA